This is a messenger RNA of Jaminaea rosea, 591 nucleotides long. RefSeq lists its product as hypothetical. The transcript has 2 exons. Lineage: Eukaryota; Fungi; Basidiomycota; Exobasidiomycetes; Microstromatales. The record is from RefSeq and is a predicted model, not a curated record. Bases 28 to 489 code for a protein of 153 amino acids.
CAUCACUUCACUUCCAUCAUCGUCGACAUGGCAGACCACGACGAUCUCUACGAUGACAUUUACGGAGAUACGGGGGCAGAUGGAGAGCACAAGGAUGCGGGAGAUGCUCAAGAGGGAGACGACUUUGGGCUCAACGACACGCCCGCCACUCCCCAAACCAAGUCCCAGCCUGCUCCCACUGCUCCCGCCCCCGCCGCCGCUGGAGGCAGCUUCAUUCCACCUGCCAAGUCCUCCUUCAUCCCUGCGGCCUCUUCGAGCUCGGCGUCGCAGCAGCAGCCCGUAGCGCAGCCCAUUCAACAGGCCCAGCCGCCUCAGCAGCAGCAGCAGCAGCAGCAGCAGCAGCAUGCACUCCCCCCUCCCCUUGGCCUGCAGGCGCAGAGGGCAUCCAACCCUGUCCCAUCCGCCAGCACUCUGCCUCCUGGAUCACUCACGGGUCCCAACACCUCAGAGGAUGGAUGGUCUCAAACAAUACUUCUCUCAGUUCGGUAAAGUCAUCGACUGCAACAUCAUGCGCGACCCCAACACGGGUCAGUCCCGCGGCUUUGGCUUCCUGCGUUUCGAAGACUCUAAGGCAGUCAACAUGGUAAUGGU